AUGGCUUCGGUAAUUAGAAAGGCAAACAUCCAGGGCGACAUUUGGCCUGGAUUGCCCAAGAGAUUCCAAUCCUUUCUCUUCUUUCGCAUCAACAAGCCCGACGAAUUCAAGUCGCGGCUCCAGUCCUUUAUUCCUCAGAUUACAACUGCCCAAGCAGCUUGUGAGAUGAAGGAAACGAUUGCGAAAGAGAAGGAACUAGCUCGAAGCCAGAAGCGGCCAGCUGAACUUCAGUCCUUACCGGGUGUCAACAUAUCUUUUGCUUCGACAGGCUUAGCAGCGCUGGGGAAAUUUACUUUUGAUGAGGCGAGGAUUAAACAGGAUAAAAAGCUGUCCGCCAUCUUCAGGAAGAAUCAGCUCCGCGGUGGAUUGUUUGGGAAAGGCAUGUACGACGACUUGGUGGGCGAGGGCUGGGAUGACCCCCGAGACCUUCGCGAGGCUUACAAACCAUUUGGCGAUGACAAAGAACGUUUGAUUGACGGAGUCAUAAUGGUGACAUCCAGUCUCGAGCACAAUCUGGCUGAGAAGGUGAAAUGCGUGAAGGAACAUUUUUUGAAAGAUCCAGGCAGUGACCCUGGCAAUUACACCAUUAUUCAAGACCCCGCGAUUGACUUUUUUUUGUCCGGCAAGGCCAGACAAGACCCCUUUGGGUUUGAAGAUGGACUCAGUCAGCCCCAAAUAGAAGGCUUAGACCCGGAACCUCAAGGCAUAGAACCAAAGGCAGUCAAAUCAGGAAUGAUCUUUUGCGGUCACGAGGGAGAUGAGAUGAACCAACCGGAGUGGGCGCUGGAUGGUAGCUUCCUUGUCUUCCGCGAUCUUCAACAGCUUGUCCCAGAAUUCGACAAAUUCACGGAAGAAAAUGUCCACAAAGCUCCAUUUGCCAAAGAUUCUCCCAAUCCUAAGGAGAAACUUGCGGCUUACCUCAUGGGUAGAUGGAAAAAUGGAACGCCCGUCGAUGAGUCUCCUCAUCAUGACAGCAAUGAGGACCUUCACAAAUCAAACAACUUUGAUUACCGUCCUGUCAACAAGCACGACAAAUGUCCGUUCGCGGCUCACAUUCGCAAGAUGCGACCUCGCGGAGAUCUCGAGGAUGAUCAUGCGGUUAUUAUUCGUCGAGGAAUCUCUUACGGAGGAGAAGUUACGCCAAGUGAGAAAUCCUGCCAAAAAUCGGACCCUGCUCUCGAGCGAGGACUGCUCUUCGUUUGCUAUCAAAGUGACAUUCGCAACGGUUUCAAUUUCUUGACUACACGCUGGGCAAGUAACCACCACUUCCCUGACCGCAAGGAUAUGUUCGUGGGAGGGAAUGGGCCAGGUAUAGACGCGAUUGUUGGACAGCGACUUCCCCACCACCCGCCUCGCUCGAUUGGCCUUCCUGAUGGUAACGAGCCCACUGAGGCUCGCAUGGAGCUCGACAGCUGGGUUGUUCACAAAGGUGGCGAAUACUUCUUCACGCCCUCUAUUGAAGCGCUGAGAACUUAUCUCACGGGUCCUUCUGACUACCCUUCAACACGUGCACACAAGCUCUGA
Messenger RNA from Penicillium maclennaniae, 1524 nucleotides. RefSeq names its product Dyp-type peroxidase. The transcript is spliced from 8 exons. NCBI's taxonomy places the organism in Eukaryota, Fungi, Ascomycota, Eurotiomycetes, Eurotiales, Aspergillaceae. Gene Ontology annotation, cellular component: cytosol. The record is from RefSeq and is a predicted model, not a curated record. Bases 1 to 1524 code for a protein of 507 amino acids. Gene Ontology annotation, molecular function: heme binding; peroxidase activity.